CUCUCCCGGCCUCGGCUCCCUGGGCUCCGGCUCCUGCUGCGGUCUCCCGGGUGCAGGGCAGUUCUCAGGCCGCGCCGCCAGCUGACUUUGAGGUCUCCGAUGGCUAACGAAGCUCGUCCCUGCCCCUGUGACAUUGGGCACAGACUGGAGUAUGGAGGCAUGGGGCAGGAAGUCCAAGUCGAACACAUCAAGGCUUAUGUCACCAGAUCCCCAGUCGAUGCCGGCAAAGCCGUGAUUGUCAUUCAAGACAUAUUCGGGUGGCAGCUGCCCAACACCAGGUACAUGGCUGACCUGAUUGCAGGAAACGGAUACACAACCAUCGUCCCCGACUUCUUUGUGGGGCAAGAGCCGUGGAGCCCCACUGGUGACUGGGCCACCUUCCCCGAGUGGCUGAAAACAAGAAAUGCCAGGAAGAUCGAUAGGGAGUUCGACGCUGUGCUGCGGUACCUGAAGCAGCAGUGCCAGGCCCGGAGGGUGGGCGUCGUGGGCUUCUGCUGGGGCGGCAUCGCCGUGCACCACGUGAUGAUGACGUACCCAGAACUCAGGGCGGGGGUGUCCGUCUACGGCAUCGUCAAGGAUUCUGAAGAUGUUUACAGUUUGAAGAACCCCACGUUGUUCAUUUUUGCUGAAAAUGAUGCUGUGAUUCCCCUGGAGCAAGUCUCUUUGCUGACGCAGAAGUUGAAAGAACACUGCAAGGUUGAAUAUCAAAUUAAAACAUUUUCUGGGCAAACCCAUGGUUUUGUGCAUCGCAAGAAAGAAGAUUGUCUACCUGCUGACAAGCCUUACAUUGAUGAGGCGAGAAGGAAUUUAAUCGAGUGGCUGAACAAGUACAUUUAGUAGUGAACAGGUACACUCUCAAAACAAGACUCAUCCAAACGGUUGCCUUCCAAUACUUACCAUUUGAUUUUUUUUACUUUAAAUAAUUUCAAGAUUCCAACAUUUAUUUUAUAUAAUCUAAAAUAUAUUCAGUGGAAAAUGUUAAUAUAUGAAAAUAAUUUUAACAUGUUUAAAUAAAAAAUAAAAAUGAAAUAAAAAAAUUAAAAAAGUUCUGUACCUGGAGAAUCGGAAUGAUCAAUACCCUAGCUAUUAGAAAACACCUGGGCUCUCCAGGGAACCAGCUGAGAGCUCAAGUGUGGCCUCUCUGGUCUUUAACUGAACACAUCCUUUAAAAUGACUAAGGUGUGAAGAAACUUAACUGUGAGCUGGGGCAGAGUAAGAUACACUUGGACUUUGUCUUAAGAGAACUGAAUUUGUCACAUUUAUGUUGUAAUGAGAAGUGUUAUAAUUAAAAUGUUCCCAUGGAUCGAACUAUAUCAAGCUAAUAAACUGACUUUGAUGUCUCUGGGUUGCAGAGGCUGGCUUUAGA
Molecule: messenger RNA, 1366 nt
Organism: Ictidomys tridecemlineatus (thirteen-lined ground squirrel)
Lineage: Eukaryota; Metazoa; Chordata; Mammalia; Rodentia; Sciuridae
Source: RefSeq, a predicted model, not a curated record